Messenger RNA from Centruroides sculpturatus (bark scorpion), 2412 nucleotides. It is a transcript of the gene AP-1sigma, whose product is annotated as AP-1 complex subunit sigma-2-like. Gene Ontology annotation, molecular function: clathrin-cargo adaptor activity. Bases 143 to 613 code for a protein of 156 amino acids. The transcript is spliced from 5 exons. Lineage: Eukaryota; Metazoa; Arthropoda; Arachnida; Scorpiones; Buthidae. The record is from RefSeq and is a predicted model, not a curated record. Gene Ontology annotation, biological process: intracellular protein transport; vesicle-mediated transport. Gene Ontology annotation, cellular component: AP-1 adaptor complex; membrane coat; intracellular membrane-bounded organelle.
UUUUAAACUAUAAGUUAAAGAAUAUAAAUGAAGUUCAUUUUGAAUUUUGCGAAAAAAUUGGAGGCAGCAAUUGGCAACACGGUAUCCAUCUUUGUUUUGCGGUUUUUGUGGUAUUUGUCGUAGAGAACAUUUAUAAGUCAAAAUGCAGUUUAUGUUACUGUUUAGUCGACAAGGAAAAUUACGUCUUCAGAAAUGGUAUGUUGCUCAUCCUGAUAAAGUAAAAAAGAAAAUUACUCGUGAAUUAGUAACGACAAUCCUGGCUAGGAAACCAAAAAUGUGCUCUUUUCUAGAAUGGAAAGAUUUAAAGAUAGUGUAUAAAAGAUAUGCAAGUCUAUAUUUUUGCUGUGCUAUUGAACAAAGUGAUAAUGAACUUUUGACACUUGAAAUUAUUCAUCGUUAUGUGGAACUACUUGAUAAAUAUUUUGGGAGUGUUUGUGAACUGGACAUUAUUUUUAAUUUCGAAAAAGCAUACUUCAUCCUUGAUGAGUUGUUAUUAGGAGGUGAAAUUCAAGAAACUAGUAAGAAAAAUGUGCUUAAAGCGAUUGCUGCACAAGAUUUAUUGCAAGAGGAGGAGACACCGCAGGGAUUUUUUGAAGAUCACGGUCUUGGAUAAAGUAUCCCAUUUGAAGCUUGCUGCAACUGAAAUUACAGAAUUUAUACUGAAGUUGAAAAAUUUACAUAAUGUUAAUUGCAAAAUUAUCAGUAGCCUCACUCCAAACUAAUGUGUUCUCAGCAGAUUUAAUUACACAUUUCAUAAAGUAAUUACAUUGAAGAAAAUUUAUAUUCAUAGGAAAUAAUGGCUGUAAUUAUACAAUUUAUUUUAUAAAUAAUUAUCUUAAUGAUCAAAGCUAAUUACAUGAUUUUCAAAGUAAUUAAUAAUUAAAUUAAUUUUUAAAUUGGUAAAAUUAAUGAAAUAUUAAUAUUAAAUAAAUUAAAUUUUAAUUUAAAUGGAAAUAUUGUUUAUAUAAUUGCAUGAUAUAUUUUGUAUGAUGAGUAAGUAAUACUUGUUAUUCUGCUUUAAUUGUAUUGACGAAUUUAUGUUUUGUGGUUAUUGUUAGUUCAAUUAUAGUUUAAUUAGAAAAAAAUGAGUAUAUGAAAUUUUCGUAUAAUUUGUUUCAAAACAUUGUUUUUGAGAAAUUAUUGGUGAUAAAUUCGGGCAGUGUCUCUGAUGAUAAGCACUAUAUUUCACGUUAUUACAAUAGUGCUAUUUUCUAAAUUUACAUAUUUUUAAUUACAAUUAAUUGAAUCCUUCACUAUUAUGUGUAUACUUAACAUAAAGGGGCAUAUCAUGUCAAAUAAUACAGAUUUUGUUAAGUGCAGCUAUUAGGAUGAUGCACCAUGAAGUAUUUUGUAGCUGAUUGAUUCAUAAAAUCAUCAUAUACAUAUUUUGUUUUCUUAGUUAAUUUAGUUAGUUACACAAAAUUUAAUUACAUAAAAUAGUUAAUUGCAAUGAAAAUUUGAUAAGUUUCUAAAAAUCAAGGUUUAAAAAGGCAAGAAUGUAAAUCUUCAUAUUGAAUGAAUAUUUAAAGCAGAUACAUUUGGGGUGGCAAAAUUAAGGUAACAUUCAACAUACUACCACUCACCUCUUUUGAUUUUGACAAUUAAAAUAGAUGUUUGGUUGAACCUAUCAUUGGCAUUCAUUCAAUGCUACUUUAAUUUUGCCACCUGUGUGCAUCACCUUUGGUUUAUUUAUUCUUUUCCAAAAUAAUCUGAAUGUUAGCAUUGGUAUAAAUUUAUUCAGUAGAUACAUGGAUGAGUAGCACUUCUCACAUCUAAAAAUUAUAUAAAUAUUUUUCUUUAUUUACAGUUAUUUACUGUUUUUUCUCUUAUUAGAUUCAAUUUUCAUUCACCUUAUAAUAAAUAAUGUAUUCAAAAUGUCACAACUCUAAGAAUGCUGAAAAGAUUGUUUCAAAUAGAUAAAUGCCCAUUUUUAUGGAAAAGAUACCAUUAAAUAUUCAUUCACAGAAUUUAUGCUUUAUCCUUUUUAAUAUCUAAUGAUUCAUUUAUUAAAUUUUAUUAUCUCAUUAGUUGUGUAUUCAUAGCUAAUACUGAAACAUUAACAGAUAAAAAGAGUAAAACUGCAUUAAAUUAUAACUUUAAUUUGUGCAAAAAUAAUGCUUGGAUUAGUGCAGUUGUUUCUUGAUAAUUUAAUGAAGUUUGUUAACUGUUUAAAUAUAUAAUUAAUUUAUUUUAGAUUAUUUUAUGAAAAGAUGGAAAAUAAUUUUACAUUAAACUAAAAAUUGAAGUCUAGGAAUCUGUUCAAUGUCAAAAAAUCAAAUGUGCUUAUUAUUAAAUUUAUCAGGGAUUUAAAACUAGGUUGUUUAUAGAAUACAAUAAAACAUAAGUUUAAUCAAACAUUUUGAUGAUAUUUAUAUUAUAAAGUAUAUAUAAAUACUUUAUAAGAAAAUUAAC